Molecule: messenger RNA, 2446 nt
Organism: Hemiscyllium ocellatum (epaulette shark)
Lineage: Eukaryota; Metazoa; Chordata; Chondrichthyes; Orectolobiformes; Hemiscylliidae
Gene: slc52a2
Product: solute carrier family 52 member 2
Exons: 5
Coding region: 211-1488 (425 amino acids)
Biological process (GO): riboflavin transport
Cellular component (GO): plasma membrane
Molecular function (GO): riboflavin transmembrane transporter activity
Source: RefSeq, a predicted model, not a curated record
AAUCCGUAUACUUCUUAUUGUGGAGUGUAGAUGUGUUGAUGAGUGUGGAUAAUAGGGUCUGUUUAAAUGAUCUCAGGUUUGCCCUUUUUUUGUCGGAGAGGAGUUGUUGAAUGGGAAAAUAAUUUUGGAUAAAGCACUAGUUGCGUUGAGUUAUUCAGCACUGACCACGAAAAGUACAGCACACCAGGAAUCGGAGCUCCUUACCACACGAUGCCGACACAAGAAUUCAGAAACACCCUCUUCACCCACCUGCUGGUGGCCAUGUUUGGAAUGGGGUCUUGGGUUGCAGUGAACUCUCUAUGGGUUGAGCUUCCAGUAAUAACAAAGAUUCUCCCUGAAGCGUGGAAUCUGCCAGCCUAUUUGACAGUACUGAUUGCCUUUUCAAAUGUUGGCCCCCUAUUGGUCACCCUUGCUCACCGGUUCUCCCCAGGCCUGCUGAAUGAAAGUUGUCUUAUAUACUCCAUCCAAGCACUCGGUGUGAUCGCCUCUGUUGCUUUAGCGCUCACCUGGGAUCGGAUUGUGCUGAUUGGCGGGGAGCAGCACAGUGUUGCUUUCUUGACCCUGGCCUUUGCUCUAGCCUUUGUCUGCUGCACCUCCAAUGUCACUUUCCUGCCCUUCAUGUUCCGCCUAUCAUCUAAAUACAUCAAGACCUUCUUUGUAGGCCAGGGCUUCAGUGCUUUCUUCCCAUGUGUGGCAGCCCUAGUGCAGGGUGUUGGCCAGCUGGAAUGUCGCAACAGCUCGGCUGUCAAUGGCUCCCAAUCUCUUCAACCACACUACCUUGAGGAGAACUUCACAGCUAGUACCUUUUUCUGGCUUUUAAUGGGGCUAAUGUCUAUCUCCCUCUUGUCCUUUGCUGGACUGGCCCGAAAAAGCAACAGCAAACCGCACACGAUGCACGACGGCAAGGAAUCGUGCCAACUGAAUACGGAGAGUGAGCCAACCCCCAAAACUCCAGCUCCAUUCUGCACUACCCGUAAUGUCUACCUGCUUAUCUUGCUGGCUGUCUCCAAUGCUCUGACCAAUGGGGUGCUGCCAUCAAUCCAGACGUACUCCUGCCUGCCCUAUGGGAGCACCACCUUCCACCUGGCAGUGGUGCUUGGGAAUCUUGCCAAUCCAUUGGCCUGCUUCAUUGCCAUGUUUGUGCAAUCAAGGUCCAGUGUUGGACUUGGUGUCCUGGCAUUUCUAGGAUUACUGUGUGGAGUCUACAUUUUGACAUUGGCGGCAUUCAGUCCAUGCCCCCUGCUGCUGGGGAGUUCAAUGGGUGUUGUUUUAGUGGUGAGUGCAUGGAUGCUCUUUACUGGCUUGUUCUCCUACGUGAAAGUGGUAAUUGGCAGCAUCCUCCAUGAGGUGGGUCACCUGGCCCUGGUCUGGUGCGGAGCAUCCAUUCAGGUCGGCUCACUGAUCGGUGCCUUAGUCAUGUUCCCUUUGGUUAGUGUCUACCAGCUCUUCACAUCAGGGCAGGCAUGUGUGGAUACCUGUGGGCAGUGACUGGCAGAGGGACAUCUCAUCAGACUGAACCUGGAGGAAGCCUCCAAAUCACAGCAAAGACUAAUUGCCUAUGCAAAGGAGCCUCGAAUCCAUUGUGCUCGACAAUGGAUAAUCAGAGGGUUUAAACCUUAUUGGAAGGUGCUUCAUCUUUGUGCAAUUGGGCCUGGAUUUCUAUCACCUGUUCCAUAUUUCACGUGUUCAAAAUUUCAUCUCUGUUCUCCAUCUUUUCUCCUUCCUCGUCCAUGAUCGGCACUUCUUUUUAAAAAAAAAAUUAUUUUCUCCAAUCCACCUGUGGGUUAAUCACCAUUUAAAGAUGGAAGACCUGAGAUUGACUGACUCCAUAUUGAGGUAGCAGGGACUAGAAGGGAUACUGGCACUCUCAAUUGCCCAUAGAAAGGAGCCAGUCAGUAUUUUAAAUGCAAACCUAGAGAUUAUUAUUACUAUGUUUUGUUCUUCUCGAUGCAAUUUUAACUUCUCACUAUAUUUUUUUUUAUCUUGAUAAACAGUCACCUGUUUAUGCUGCUUGAGAUUUCUUUCUUUCAAAGAAGAAACUGGGACAAAGUAAGGUUUCUCAAGAGAAUGUUGCAGUAUAAAAAUGUCAGUGUUUGAAGCCUUUGUCCCUUACAUUAGCAGCUCCUCAGCUGGGCUUCAUUUGCCCAGGGCAGGGGUUGCUGCUAUUGCCUCUGUUGGCUUCACCUUUUAUACCCCCUCUUCCAUUUCCAUAUGUAACUUGCUGAGAGCAAAUUGCAAAAUCAUGUUAUGCACUCCACGGUCCAUUAAUUUCUUCAGAAACCUGGGAGCAACAGUACCUUGGUGUGUUAGUAAUAUCAGGUGAAUAAAGGGAUGGUUUAUAGGAUUGGGGAAAGAAACAAUAACUUAAAGUCUUCAUGUUCUUCAUUUUCUCUUCCUGAGGGGAGUAUGGACCACUUUUUUAAAAAAUAAAUAUACUUAUUUCUCA